AUGUCUGGAGAUAAUCAAGGGGAAUCCCUAGGUCUGGGUGAAAGGAAACACAUACAUAGAGUUUGGAGUGAUCUUCAACAUAGUCUUAGUAUGGCUACUUGGUGGAAUGAAAAUGCUAAAGUUUCUGAUUGUGAUGAUCCGAAGGAGAUGAUUACUACUACUACUACUACUACUACUACUACUACUACUACUACUACUACUACUACUACUACUACUACUACUACUACUACUACUACUACUACUACUACUACUACUACUACUACUACUACUACUACUACUACUACUACUACUACUACUACUACUACUACUACUACUACUACUACUACUACUACUACUACUACUACUACUACUACUACUACUACUACUACUACUACUACUACUACUACUACUACUACUACUACUACUACUACUACUACUACUACUACUACUACUACUACUACUACUACUACACUACUACUACUACUACUACUACUACUACUACUACUACUACUACUACUACUACUACUACUACUACUACUACUACUACUACUACUACUACUACUACUACUACUACUACUACUACUACUACUACUACUACUACUACUACUACUACUACUACUACUACUAACUACUACUACUACUACUACUACUACUACUACUACUACUACUACUACUACUACUACUACUACUACUACUACUACUACUACUACUACUACUUACUACUACUACUACUACUACUAA
Messenger RNA from Trichobilharzia szidati, 720 nucleotides. The record is from the annotation of a GenBank genome assembly. NCBI's taxonomy places the organism in Eukaryota, Metazoa, Platyhelminthes, Trematoda, Strigeidida, Schistosomatidae.